CUGCUGAUAAACUAAUAAAAAUAUGGGGAUCAUAUGAUGGCAAGUUUGAAAAAACAAUAGCUGGUCACAAGUUAGGCAUAUCUGAUGUAGCAUGGUCCAGUGAUAGCAGACUCCUGGUUUCAGCAUCUGAUGACAAAACAUUAAAGAUCUGGGAAUUAAGCUCGGGAAAAUGUUUAAAAACUCUUAAAGGACACAGCAAUUAUGUAUUUUGCUGUAACUUCAAUCCACAAUCAAAUUUAAUUGUAUCAGGAUCGUUUGAUGAAAGCGUACGAAUAUGGGACGUGAGAACUGGGAAGUGUUUGAAAACAUUACCAGCUCACUCGGACCCCGUGAGUGCUGUCCAUUUUAAUAGAGACGGCUCCUUAAUAGUGUCAAGUAGUUAUGAUGGACUAUGCAGAAUUUGGGAUACGGCAUCUGGACAAUGCUUGAAAACUUUGAUUGACGAUGACAACCCCCCUGUCUCAUUUGUUAAAUUUUCUCCAAAUGGAAAAUAUAUUUUAGCGGCUACUUUAGAUAAUACAUUGAAAUUAUGGGACUACAGCAAAGGAAAGUGCUUGAAAACAUAUACAGGUCACAAGAAUGAGAAAUACUGCAUUUUUGCUAAUUUCUCAGUCACAGGUGGAAAGUGGAUUGUAUCUGGUUCAGAAGAUAAUAUGGUAUACAUUUGGAAUUUGCAAACUAAAGAAAUUGUCCAGAAAUUACAGGGUCACACAG
Molecule: messenger RNA, 714 nt
Organism: Copidosoma floridanum
Lineage: Eukaryota; Metazoa; Arthropoda; Insecta; Hymenoptera; Encyrtidae
Gene: wds
Product: WD repeat-containing protein wds
Cellular component (GO): Set1C/COMPASS complex
Molecular function (GO): histone binding
Source: RefSeq, a predicted model, not a curated record